This is a messenger RNA of Candidula unifasciata, 849 nucleotides long. The record is from the annotation of a GenBank genome assembly. Lineage: Eukaryota; Metazoa; Mollusca; Gastropoda; Stylommatophora; Geomitridae.
AUGGAGCUGUUAGCACAGUUGGUCCAACUUUUGGCGUUAAGCUCCGUUCUAGCGGCAACAUCCAGAUCUGGAGCUAAUCGAUGUCUGUCAGUGGGAUCUUUCAACGUCAAAUGGUUCACCGUGUCAAAAUCUGCUGACGAAAGCAUCCUGAACAUUGUGGCGGAUAUAAUCCGACGUUAUGACGUCAUGUUGAUGAUGGAAAUCAGGGACAAUGUCGGCCAGACGGCGAUGAAUCGUCUUUGGGAACUAGUCAAUGCUACCUCACCUUAUGGACUCUCCUUAAGCCAACCCCUUGGUCGUAAUACUAGCAAUUACAGAGAGCAGUAUGGUUUCUUUUACCGUAUAGGAAAAGCCUAUCUGGUUGAUUCGGUUCAGUACGAUGACUCUUCAAAUGAUGAAUUUGAAAGAGAACCGUAUUCAGUUUUAAUCAAAACAUCAGCCAAGUCAUCGAAACCAGGGAUAGCUUUCAUCGGUCUCCACACCCAACCUAAGACUACUGUGGCAGAAAUGACAAGUUUGAUUAAAGUGGCAGAUUUCGUUCUCAGCCAUUGGAACACAGACAAAGUUGUUAUUCUCGGAGAUCUGAAUGCAGACUGUAGAUACAUGUCUAAAAAAGCUCUUGCAAAGACUCCGCUAAGGACAGAUAAGAGAUUCACCUGGCUGAUCCCAGAUACAGCAGACACGACAAUUUUACCACAAACAAACUGUGCGUACGAUCGCAUAAUUGUCACAGAGUCCGUAAAGCACAAAGAUGCGUCCGUAUUUAACUACCAAAAAGAAUAUUCCUUGUCUCUUGAUCAAGCGAAAGCUAUAAGCGAUCAUUAUCCUGUUGAAGUGCAAAUCUGUUAA